Chiloscyllium plagiosum (whitespotted bambooshark) is the source of this 4368-nucleotide messenger RNA. Lineage: Eukaryota; Metazoa; Chordata; Chondrichthyes; Orectolobiformes; Hemiscylliidae. The record is from RefSeq and is a predicted model, not a curated record.
CAGUCUUCCUUACUGAUACUAAUCCCCUCUCCCCGUCCUCUCUUGACGCUGUGGAAUGCCUCUGGUUCAAUGCCAAACCAAUCGUUUCCUCCUGAGUUCGAGCAAAGGCGAGCUCUGUCUGAGUCUACACCAGUUCUCGGCCAUUCUGUGGGCUCCGUACACGCAGUGGGCUCCAUCCUGCACUCUCUCUGGAAGUCCCUUUAACUCCCAAGCUCUUCAGAGUUCGAGAGCUCUCCCCGGGGGCUCCCUCUGUGAAUUUGGGUCUUGUAUUUUCAAUCAUCCGGAGACCCGGGAGCUACAAUCAGGAAUACCAAGUGUUUGGUUUCCCUGUGUCUCAGGAUCUCAGUACUCAGUGCUGAAGGAAGAUGAAGAUUGCUGUGAUUGGACAGAGUCUGUUUGGCCAAGAGGUGUACAAGGAACUCAAAAAGGCAGGCCACCAGAUUGUUGGAAUAUUCACAAUCCCCGAUAAAGAUGGCAAGGAGGAUCCUCUUGCUGCAGAGGGGGUGAAGGAUGGUACACCCGUGUUCAAGUACACACGCUGGCGGGUGAAAGGGAAGGCGAUUCCAGAGGUGGUGAGCGAGUAUUCGAGUCUCGGAGCAGAGCUGAAUGUGUUGCCUUUCUGCUCCCAGUUCAUUCCAAUGGAAAUAAUUGACUUCCCCAAACAUGGCUCCAUCAUCUACCAUCCAUCCCUCCUGCCCAGGCACAGGGGAGCCUCCGCUAUCAACUGGUUUCCCCGAGUGAUUGAAAUGAGCCAGAAGCUGACGCUUUUCGGCUCAACGUUGAUCAGUAACGCCUCGCCCCAGGGUCAGACCCUGGACAUUCCGGGAGCUCAUGCCCCUGCCAUUGUCAGCAGGAAUGGUCUGUUCCUCUUUGGGAAUGAUGGGAAAAUGCUUUUGGUGAAGAGUUUGCAGUUUGAAGAUGGUAAAAUGAUCCCAGCCUCCAAAUACUUUUCCUCUUCAGAAAGUUCCUCCUUACAGCUAACUGAAGAGGAGGAGAAAAUCAAAGAGCAACUCCGAGUAAGUGCUGAAGACAUGUUAUGUUCAAUCGGAUACUGUCCAAUGGGGAAUUCAGGGGAAACGUUUCACCUGAGGAGUGGGGACAGAACAGAUGUUAGAAUCCUCUUUGUUCUUGCUGUCUGCAGAUUGGUGGAGGAGAUCAAAUUAAAGUGUCAGGGUCUUCAGCUGCAGAAUGAAGAUGUGUACAUGGCGACUACAUUCGGGGACCUGACACAAACACUUGUGAAGAAACUUCGUGGUGAAGAUGAUGAGGAAGAGCUGCCAAUAGAUUACGUCGAGUUGAACAUCGAUAACCUGACUCUGCGAAUGCCCCAUCAACUCUUUAUCGAUGGGCAGUUUGUCGAUGCCGAAGGAGGGAAGUGUUACAAUUCGAUUAACCCAACCGAUGGCUCUGUUAUCUGCAGAGUGUCGCUCGCUCAGGUAGCUGAUGUUGACAAAGCUGUGGCAGCAGCGAAAGAGGCUUUUGAGACUGGGGAAUGGGGGAGAAUGAAUCCCAGAGACCGGGGUCGACUCAUCUACAAACUUGCUGACUUAAUGGAGCAACACCAGGAGGAAUUGGCAACAAUUGAAGCUAUUGACUCAGGUGCUGUGUACACUCUGGCGCUAAAGACCCAUGUGGGAAUGUCCAUCCAAACAUUCCGCUACUUCGCUGGAUGGUGCGACAAGAUUCAGGGCUGCACCAUCCCCAUUAACCAAGCUCGGCCCAAUCACAACUUAACCUUCACGAAGAGGGAGCCAGUUGGUGUGUGUGGAAUUGUGAUCCCCUGGAAUUAUCCGCUGAUGAUGUUGGCCUGGAAGACUGCAGCCUGCCUAGCUGCUGGGAACACUGUGGUCCUCAAACCAGCUCAGGUGACUCCUUUGACAGCGUUGAAAUUCGCAGAGCUGACAGUGAAGGCUGGAUUCCCAAAGGGGGUCGUGAACAUUUUGCCAGGAGCAGGUUCAUUGAUUGGACAAAGAAUAGCUGACCAUCCUGAUGUUCGAAAGCUUGGCUUUACCGGAUCCACCGCAGUCGGGAAACAAAUUAUGAAAAGCUGUGCCCUGGUUAAUGUGAAGAAAGUAUCUCUGGAACUGGGGGGAAAGUCUCCUCUCAUCAUCUUCAGUGACUGUGACUUAGUCAAAGCUGUACGUGCGGGAAUGGGGGCUGUGUUUUUCAACAAGGGAGAGAAUUGUAUCGCUGCUGGCCGGCUUUUCAUUGAAGAAUCUAUUCAUGAUCAGUUUCUGCAAAAAGUGGUUGAAGAAGUAAAGAAAAUGAAGAUUGGCAAUCCUCUGGACAGGUCAACAGACCAUGGACCUCAGAACCAUAAGGCCCACUUGGACAAGCUGAUUGAGUAUUGUGCUACAGGGGUGAAGGAAGGGGCCACACUCGCAUAUGGAGGGAAGCAAGUCCCACGGCCAGGAUUUUUCUUUGAACCGACAGUGUUUACUGAUGUACAGGACAGUAUGUUCAUUGCGAAGGAGGAAUCCUUUGGGCCGAUCAUGAUUAUCUCCAAAUUUCAAAAUGGGACAAGAAGCUCUGAACGAGUAUCUGAGGACCAAAACAGUCACCAUUGAAUAUUAGCAACGGACUGAGAGCAGGAAAAGAAGUGAGAUUGUUUGUUCCAGCGAUUCUCAUCACUGACCAUGUCACUUUCUGAAAAAGGAAUGAAUAAACAGAUAACCAUUUCCUAAUAAUCAAUAAUGAUGCAAUUCUAGCAACACCUCUGACCCCAUUCUCAGUAUUUGGCCAAUUGGUGGAAAACUGUAAUUAACUGGAUUGCUCUUUGAAAGGGCCGGAGCAGAUUCGGGUGACUAAAUGGUCACUUUCUGUCCUGUGCCAUUCUAUGAAUCACUGAUAACCAGUGUUAUUGCCAUCAUUGAUCUAGAGUCUGCAUACAAAAUCUUUGGCCUUAACUCCUCCAUACUUUUACAAUCAGCAGAAGUCAAUCAUCAAUUAAAUAUUGGACGAGGGAGGAAGCCAUAGGGGCACACUCUAAAGAUGGACAAUAAACACUGACCCAGCCAGUGACCCUCACAACCAACUGACAGAUUUUUUAAAAAUGUCCUUGAGCUUGCCCUGUGACCCUCCCAGCCUGGUUAUACUCCCUUCCACCCUCUUCCAUCAGGCAGAAGAUACAAAAGUUUGAAAAUACACACCAACAGAUUUAAGAACAGCUUCUUCCCCGAGUUAUCAGAUUAAUGAAUGGACCUCUCAAGUAUUAGAGUUGAUUUUUCUCUGUGUAGCUGUAACAUCAUAUUCUGCAUUCUGUUCUAUUAACCUGAUGGAAGGUAUAAUUUGUCUGGAUAUCAUGUAAAAUGAUACUUUCCACUGUGUCUCGGUACAUGUGACAAUAAUAAAUCUAAUCAAAAUCAAAAUCAAAUCAGAUCACCUCAACUUCACCACCAGUUUCGCUCCAAAUCCCUUGCUGCCCUUUUCCAACAAGAAUCCUGAAAUCUCCAACUGAUGUCCACAAAUCUUUGGGAAUUCCAGUUUUCAACUCCCCGUUGUGUGGAGAAUUGCUUUCUGACCACAGCCCUGCUCAGCCUGGUUUUAAAUUUGAGGGAAUAUAAUUUUGUUCUGGUCCCCUGACUCCCUGUACCAAACCCACCACAGAUUCUCUCUGUCGACGCUAUCAACUGUUUGAUUCAUUUAAACAUCUCAGUAACACCAUCCUCUCUGUCCAAUCCUUGCUGCAAACUCUCCAUCUCCUCUUUCCCCCUCCCCCCCCCCACCCCCCCCAAACCUAUCUCUUCUGCUCUCUAUCCCCAUAUUCUACACUUCUGCCCUUUCUCUCACCCCCACCCCAGUCUCUCUCCCUGGCUUGUUCUCUCUCUCUAUCAAACAGGAAUCAGUGACCUGCUCCAUUACUAUACUCUAGUUCCAUUUUCUUUCCAGCCGAGUGACCACAGCUAAUGACUGUACCCCUAGCCAGACAGCACAUUUGAACUUUGGAUUUUUCUCCUCAAUAUGAAUUUUACAAUCAAACUGUACAGAGCUCCGUUUGGGUCAACGAAUCUGUGCCGUGUGCUGUACUGAGUAACUCACUCAGGCUGCAAUUAUGAGAUUUCAUUUCAACCCUUGGAUCUUACCCAAUGUGGAUCCCAGGAAUGUACCAGUCAGGAUCCAGUCAUGUUCACUAAACAAGGAGUAAUCCACUGGAGAAAUGACAGUGAUUGGAUAUUCAGGCAAUCUCUUGCUAUACCUGGAUUCAACUGGCCAUUUGUACCCCUCAGAGGAUUCCCGGAGAUCCCUGGUGAUUCACAAAGCAGUUUCCCUCCCCCCACCCCGACCAUGUUUCCUUUUGCACUUUGCAGUCACUGUCAAUGAUUUGUACGUGAUGUUUAAUAGUUUGGUAAUAAAUGCUGUUGAAUUAGA